UUCUGUCAAAAUGCUCUCUCCCGCGAAGUUGAUAGAAAAACACACUCUUUUGCAACUUUUGCACGCAAUAAUUGAGCAACACACACACUGGGUGGGUUCAACAGAAAGCCUGUUACAUCAGCUAUCGAAUGGCGCUGGUUUCAUGCCCAUCGAACAGUCACAGCACGAAGUGAACGGCGCCAAAAGGAGGCACUUCAUGGCAGCAAUUUUCAAGCGGGCAUACUUGUUGCGGUUCGGGAGAAUUAGGUUCUAAAAUAGAACCUGACGCCAACUACUCAACAUGGCGCGUACAACGCCAAAAACAAGAUUGAAUUUGAGCCGGCCGUUGCAGAGCAACUCGCCGUCCACGCCAGGCACCUGGCCAAUCCAGCACCCACCAUGACCAAGCGUGGUAGAAGGGUACCGACAGGCGGCACCAGUGGCCGUCCACCUAAAGCGAUCAAGGGGGUCAACGCUGCGGCCGCGAGAAAUGCAAAGGCUAUUAACAAGCUCCUGGAUGAUAUGGAGAAGAGAGAGGCGGCCACCGCCGCUGCCGAAGCAGCUCUCGCGGCCAAGGAAGAAGACGUGAAGGCCAUGGAGGCGUCAGUGGCCAGGGAUCGGGAGAAGCUCGCGCGGGACAUCGCGAGGUCAGACGUGCUUCAACAGCAGCGUGAACAGCGAGAGCAGGAUCGUGUCAGCAAGGCUGCUGAAGCGGCGACUUCCAAGCUUCCCCCUCUCGCGCUGAAGUUUGUCGAGGACUCUGUGCAAUCACUGAGGCCCGAGACUGGCGAGCUCACCACCCUGCAGCAGUCGCGGAUCAUUCUCAUGCUGUACUUCGACCUGGUGAAAGGAGGCAGCUCUGAGAACCACGCAAAGGAGCAGGUCGCGAAGACCUUGAGGAUCGGUACGGACAAGGUCCUGGCGGUUCGCACACUCUGGUAUGACAAGCAGGAGUUGUACGAGACCAACGGGAAGGGGCGAGGCAAGGCCACCAGCGUCGACGACGGGCGACGUGUCAUCACCAAGGAGCAAGAGGAUGGACUGCGCGAGUUCAUCAAGGGCGAGCACGAGGCGGGACGUCAGGUCUUCCGCCGUACCGUCAAGGAUUACUUGGAGUGUUCGUUCGGAUUAGAGAUGUCGAAUCGUGCCGUGGGAGGGUUGCUGCAGCGCCUUGGCUUCAAGCGCCGUAGGGGUAGGAUCAAAAUACCCCCGUUGAACGAGUAG
Messenger RNA from Ectocarpus sp. CCAP 1310/34, 1203 nucleotides. NCBI's taxonomy places the organism in Eukaryota, Phaeophyceae, Ectocarpales, Ectocarpaceae. The record is from the annotation of a GenBank genome assembly.